AUGUCCCAACUAAACAAGAUCACAGUCACCAACCCCAUUGUGGAAAUGGACGGGGACGAAAUGACCCGUAUCAUCUGGCACCUAAUCAAAGCUAAAUUGAUCGUUCCCUUCCUAGACGUGGACUUGAAAUACUACGAUUUAUCCAUUGAGAACCGUGAUGAGACCAAGGAUAAAGUCACCAGAGACUCCGCUAAGGCAACUUUGCAAUACGGUGUCGCCGUGAAGUGCGCUACCAUUACCCCGGAUGAACAACGUGUUAAGGAAUUCCACUUGCAUAAGAUGUGGAAGUCGCCCAAUGGGACCAUUAGAAAUAUCUUGGGUGGGACAGUGUUUAGAGAACCUAUUGUCAUUUCUAAUGUGCCACGUUUGAUUCCAAAUUGGGAAAAACCUAUUAUUAUUGGGAGACAUGCGUUCGGUGAUCAGUACAUGGCAAAGGAUAUCGUUGUGCCCAAUAAGGGGAAAUUGAAGAUUGUAUUUGAAAAUGAAGUGGGUGAAGAUAUUGUUAAGGAUGUUUUCCAAUUCCCUGAGAAUGGUGGUGUCGCUAUGAUGAUGUAUAAUACUACAGAUGCCAUUGAAGGGUUCGCAAGAUCUUCGUUCCAAUUGGCCUUGGAGAGACAAUUGCCAUUGUAUUCCACUACCAAGAAUACCAUUUUGAAGAAAUAUGAUGGGAAAUUUAAGAGUGUCUUUGAAGACAUGUAUGAGAGGGAAUAUAAACAACAAUUUGAAGAUUUGGGAAUUUGGUAUGAACAUAGAUUAAUUGAUGAUAUGGUAGCACAAAUGUUGAAAUCAAAAGGUGGUUUUAUCAUCGCAAUGAAAAAUUAUGAUGGUGAUGUGCAAUCUGAUAUUGUAGCUCAAGGGUUUGGAUCUUUGGGAUUAAUGACAUCUGUGUUAGUAGCACCAGAUGGGAAGACUUUUGAAAGUGAGGCCGCCCAUGGGACCGUCACUAGACAUUAUAGACAACAUCAACAGGGGAAGGAAACUUCAACAAAUUCCAUUGCUUCCAUUUUUGCCUGGACAAGAGGUAUUAUACAAAGAGGGAAACUGGAUGAUACACCUGAGGUGGUUAAAUUCGGUGAAUUACUGGAAAAGGCCACUAUUGAAACUGUUCAGAUUGAUGGUAUCAUGACUAAAGAUUUAGCUUUGAAUAUGGGGAAGACUGAAAGAUCAGCAUACGUGACAACUGAAGAAUUUAUUGAUGCGGUCGAAAAAAGAUUAACAAGAGAAUUUAAACAGAUUUUUUAA
Naumovozyma castellii is the source of this 1242-nucleotide messenger RNA. RefSeq names its product isocitrate dehydrogenase (NADP(+)) IDP2 (gene IDP2). The transcript has a single exon. The record is from RefSeq and is a predicted model, not a curated record. Bases 1 to 1242 code for a protein of 413 amino acids. Lineage: Eukaryota; Fungi; Ascomycota; Saccharomycetes; Saccharomycetales; Saccharomycetaceae.